Messenger RNA from Paramecium pentaurelia, 1593 nucleotides. The record is from the annotation of a GenBank genome assembly. NCBI's taxonomy places the organism in Eukaryota, Ciliophora, Oligohymenophorea, Peniculida, Parameciidae.
AUGGUUAAGCGUAGCAAAGAGUAGUUCUUUAAAAAGAAGAUGAAUACAAAAUUUAAGUCAUCCUAAAAAGGAUCAAAGAGUGGAGCAUCUACUAAUCCAGAUAGAAAAUUACCUGAGAAAUAAUUAAAUGCUAAGCAUUAAUUCUUUAGAUCCAAAUAAACAAUAUAGAGAUUGAAUUUGUACAAUGAGAAACCUAAUAAGUAUUUAAUAAUUUGAAUGUCUAGAGAAGAAAUGUGGAAACAAGCAACACAACCUGCAAGAGUAGAUCCAAAUAGAAAAUGGUUUGGAAAUAUUAGAACAAUUGAUCAAUAAUAACUUGAUAAAUUAAGAUAAGAAAUGGCUAAUAGAACACAUGAUCCUAGAAGUGUUUUAAUCAAGGCUAAACAAUUACCAUUAUCAUUAUUAGUAGAGGCAUAAAAAAAGAAUAAAAAUGUUCCACUUUUGGAAUUGGAGAGUUAUGAAGUAUAUAUAUAUCCUUUACAAAUUUAUAGGAUACAUAUGGACCUAAAUCAAAAAGAAAGAGAAUAAAAUUAAGUGUAGAAACAAUGGAAGGAUUGGCAGAUCAUGCUUAAUAAUAAGAAUAAACAUAUGUUGUUGAGAAAGAUGAGAAAUUAAAUCCAUUAGAAGUUGUGUAAAAGGAAAGUAGAGAUAAAAGAUUGACUGCUGGUUAAUCAAAGAGAAUAUGGGAAGAAUUAUAUAAAGUGAUUGAUUCAUCUGAUGUGUUGGUUUGUAUUCUUGAUUCAAGAGAUCCUAUGGGCACAAGAUCAUAUCAUUUAGAAAAUCAUAUUAAAAAGAAUUGUCCACAUAAACAUUUAGUAAUGUUAAUAAAUAAAUGUGAUUUGAUACCAACUUGGUUAACAUCUCGAUGGGUUCAAUAUUUAUCAAAGGAAUAUCCAACAGUUGCUUAUCAUGCAAAUGUGAAUAAGGCUUUUGGUAAGGGACCAUUUAUAAAUCUGUUGAGAUAAUUUGAUAAAUUCCAUAGAGAUAAAUAAACUAUUUCAAUAGGUUUUGUGGGAUAUCCAAAUGUUGGGAAGAGUUCUGUUAUUAAUUCAUUAAAAAAAAGAAAAGUUUGUAAAGCUGCUCCAGUUCCAGGAGAAACAAGAGUAUGGCAGUAUGUAGCAUUGACAAAAAGAAUAUAUUUAAUUGAUUGUCCAGGAGUUGUGUAUUAACAUGAAGGGAAAGAUGAUGUUGAAGUUGUAUUGAAAGGAUGUGUAAGAGCAGAGAAAUUGGAAGAUCCAGAAUAUUAUAUUCCAGCAUUAUUAGAAAAGGCAAAGGCUUCAGAUUUAAAGAGGAUUUAUGAUAUUGAUGAUUGGAUAGAUGAGCAUGAUUUUCUGAAGAAAGUAGCAAUAAAGAAAGGAAAAUUGGCAAAGGUAAACAAUUUAAUUAUAUCAAUAGGGUGGAGAAGCUGAUACUAAAUCAACUGCUAAAUUGAUACUUAUGGAUUGGUAAAGAGGUGAAAUCCCAUUCUUGACAUAUCCACCUGAUUAUGUAUAAAAGGAAGUUGUAGAAGAGAAUAUAGAUAUAGAAGAUCUUGAAAAGUAAUAAAUAGAGUUGAAUGACUAAAAAUUAUAAGAAAUACUUAAGUAAAAUUGA